Orbicella faveolata is the source of this 1605-nucleotide messenger RNA. Its product is annotated as translocon-associated protein subunit alpha-like. NCBI's taxonomy places the organism in Eukaryota, Metazoa, Cnidaria, Anthozoa, Scleractinia, Merulinidae. Gene Ontology annotation, cellular component: endoplasmic reticulum membrane; endoplasmic reticulum. The record is from RefSeq and is a predicted model, not a curated record.
AGUAAGUAAGGCCUUGUUUGAAAGUGACAAUUACUUGAUAACAUCUACAGUAAAGUAAGUUCCUGCGACCAAAAAACAAAUUAACAUCACGUUUCAAAACCAACAAUGCCUGCCCUACAUUUAUGUGUAAUAAAAUUGAAAUUCUCUUUUGUAUUUUCAAAUAAGGUUGACACUGAGGAAGAAGAAGAGGAAGACAAAGAAGACAGUCCUGCUCCAACAGACUCUAAAACUGAUGCUGAAGCAAGUGAAGAGGAAGAAGAAAAAGAAGAAACUCCCAAGCCAUCUCCAGAUGCUGAUACAGUGAUUCUCUUUACCAAACCCUCUAACCAAGAAUUUCCUGCUGGUGAAGUGAUCAAGUGUCUCAUUGGUCUGGGAAAUAAUGGCAAGAAUGAUUUCAUUGUGGAACUUGUUGAAGCAUCUCUAAGGUACCCUCAAGAUUACACAUACUACAUUCAAAAUUUCACUGGAUUCCAGUAUAACACAGUUGUACAGCCAGGCAGUCAGGCUUCUUUUGAAUAUGCGUUCAAGCCUCAUGAAUCUUUUGGAGGACGCCCAUUUGGUCUAACUAUUAACUUGGCAUACAAGGAUUCGGAAGGCAAGCCAUUCAUGGAUGCAGUGUUCAAUGAAACAAUUAACAUUACAGAAAGUGACGAAGGAAUUGAUGGUGAAACUUUCUUCCUGUAUGUGUUCUUGGUAGCGGUUGCUCUGUUGUUGGUCAUGGCUGGCCACUAUGCCUUGACUUCUGUGAAGGGCAAGAAACCAGCUGCUAAGCCAGUAAUUGAGAUGGGUACACAACAGAACACUGAUAUUGACUAUGACUGGCUGCCAAAAGAAACCACAACAGAAUUUGCUGGCAAAAAUUCUCCACGUCGCUCACCAAGAAACAGGCGGCAGAAACGUAACACAGGCUCUGACGAAUAGAUAUAAGUUAUUACACUUCUUCAAUGUAAACUUCCUGAAGCCAUUAUCUUGGUGUUUAAAGAAAGUCUGAAUCAUAAACUAAAAUAUUUCUUAGAAAGAUUAUGAGGCAGUUUGUUUAUUGGCAGACAGCUUCUAUAGGCAGACAACCCAUGUCAGCAGACAAUUUGUCACAAUCCCCACCAUGUACAAAGACUACGUGGUUAACCUUCCAUAACUGGACAUCUACUGAAAGCGGAAAAAUAAUUUUCUUAUUCAAUGGUUGUCCACUUAUGGGAGGCUUGACCUUGCUUUUUUUUUCUUUAGUCUGCUCAACACAGAAUAGAAAGCUUUUACAAUCAGAUGCCAUACAGUCUUAUGCUUGACAAAGUUUUCAACUUAUUUUGAUCAGCCUCUGUUGGUUUCCCUUUACUUGUCUAGUUAAAAACCAAGUUUUGGUGAGAAGCAGAAGUCAGACCUGUUGAUAAAUUAAACAUUUAAGUCCUUUGGUCUUUGAUUGGUUGACAACUGUGGCAAGCAUCAACAGUAUGGUUAAUUUUAAUAAAUUUCUCAGAGCUAAGGAAACGAGUUACAAUCUAACAUUGUUCAACUAAAAUGGCUGCAGAACACACUUCAUGUACAAUUCCUGACUUCAAAGCUGGAGUUUUUACACUAAAAGAUAUUGAAUAAAUACAAUAUUUCAAAGUA